Molecule: messenger RNA, 1623 nt
Organism: Symbiodinium sp. CCMP2456
Lineage: Eukaryota; Dinophyceae; Suessiales; Symbiodiniaceae
Source: the annotation of a GenBank genome assembly
AUGUCUGCAAACGGCGAUUUUCAAGACUUCAAGAAGCAGGUUUUGAAGGCUUCUGUUCAAGAGAUCGACGAGCAGGCCGAACAUGCCACGGUGAUGUGGAACUUUUUGAUCGCUUUUGCAGCGAAGAAGCAUUUUUAUCGAAAUUUGAUCAUCCAGGUUUUCAACAAGCUGAUGCAAGUUCCCAGCUGGGUGGCAGCGUGGGAGGUCGAUGUGAAACUGCAUGAAAAAGUGCAAACUCUACACGAGGACUUGCAGUCUGCCAUCGGCGCGCAACAUGAGGUUUUACGGAAAUCCAUCGCUCCCGCAGCUUCGAAGUCUGUGACCCUCGUGCGCAUGGAUGAGCGACCGGAAGAGGUUCGUUUGGCGAUCGAAAGAGAGAAGAUCAUCGAUGCAAUUAAGGAGGAAGUUGAGUCAGAGGAGUGGGCGCCCGAAGAAGAGAUCGAAGCAGAAGUGUCUGCAGAAACGUCGACUCAUCCGGCUUUGUCUGCGCUCCAGGAUGGAAUCGAUGCUGCUAUUGCGAUAGACGAUCCUUCGAAAAUGGAUUCCUGUGGACUCAGUGCUUUGAACAAACUUCGAAUCGGCUGCAUCAGUUGCGCCGGAGAUGAUCAUCUUUUCUCGCAGGAGCUCGACAAUGCUCCCAAAGUGUUCAACUUCCUCUUGAGCCUGCUAAAGCAGCACAAAGAGUUCUUAAAUGGAGUUGCAGAGGUCAUCAACCUGCUUAUGGCAAGCACGUGGUGCUCCGCGUUUGAGAAGAGCCAGCUGCUCCAGGAACGUCUCCGAGAGCUCCCAAAGCCACUGCAAGCUGCUCUUGGACUGCAGAGUUCCAAGGUCCUGGCCCAUAUCGAUGCAGAUGCGCGGAGGAUGGUGGCCGGAGGUGAAGUGUCCGAUGACAUGAAAAUCGUGGCAGAUCGGAUGCAGAGCAUACGGGCGCCUCGAAUGUCGGGCGGCUAUGCGCAGGCCUCGAAGAGUGGCUCGAAGAGUGUCGGGAUCGAAAAAUGGAAAGCUGCGAAGACGCCCGAGGGCCACAGCUACUACUACAACUCCAGGACUGGCGAGUCCACAUGGGAGCGACCCAUGGAGCUGGGAGGACCCCUCGUAUACAAGAGCGGAGACGAGGUGGAGGUGUGGAGCAAUGGCAUGCGAGCGUGGGGCAAAGGCAAAAUCUUGCAGGUGAAGGACGAUAAGGUUACGGCGGAGUUUUGUCUUCGUGAUGGCAGCGUAGCACGAAAGGAGCUACCUUGUCAGCACAAAGAUCUUCGCCCUGCCGCGGCCGAAGCGAUGCAAGCCUGGUCAUCCGACGAGCAGGAAGCUUACCAAUCAUGGUUUAGUGCCAUGAAGGAGGGCUCGUCCAGUUCGAAGCCUGCGUUGCAGGUUUCACAAUUUCUGUGGCGAUCGGGACUGCCGCGUGAAGCUUUGAAGCAGGUUUGGGCUAUCGCCAACCCUGGGAGCCGAACAAGUCUGUCCUUCGAGGAGUUCGCGAAGUGCUGCCGUUUGGUUGCCCAUUGCCAAGCUCUGGAUGCUGACUUCGUCAAGAGAGGUGACCGUCCUUUGCGGGUCAGGCUCCGAACAGAGUGCCUGCACACAAGGCCACCGGCCUUGCCAAGAUUCGAGAAAGGAGCCUAG